GUUCGACAUGGUGCAGGUACUGGACUGAGAGAGAUACUUAAAGCUCAUGGUAAAAGUGGUGGUAAAAUGGGAGAUAGCUCUUUAGAAGAGAUGAUUCAGCAACAUCAGGAGUGGCUAGAAGACUUGGUUAUUAGACUUCUCUGUGUGUUUGCAUUAGACAGAUUUGGAGACUUUGUUUCAGAUGAAGUGGUAGCACCGGUACGUGAGACUUGUGCUCAGACUUUGGGAGUAGUAUUGAAACACAUGAAUGAGUCUGGAGUUCAUAAAACUGUAGAUGUUCUCCUGAAGCUGCUUACACAGGAACAAUGGGAAGUGAGACAUGGUGGUCUCCUAGGAAUAAAGUACGCGCUGGCAGUACGCCAGGACAUGAUCAACACUUUAUUGCCUAAAGUGUUGCCUGCAAUAAUUGAAGGUCUCCAGGAUCUGGAUGAUGAUGUCCGAGCUGUUGCUGCAGCAUCUUUAGUACCAGUAGUGGAAAGCCUGGUCCGACUUCAGUCUCAGAAGGUGCCUUUUAUUCUUAAUACCUUGUGGGAUGCGCUUCUGGAGUUGGAUGACUUGACAGCUUCCACAAACAGUAUCAUGAUCCUUCUUUCUUCCCUUCUGACUUAUCCUCAGGUCCGCAAAUGCAGUAUUCAGCAGUCACUCACAGUUUUGGUCCCACGUGUGUGGCCGUUCUUGCAUCAUACUAUAUCUUCUGUUCGAAAAGCAGCACUGGAAACAUUGUUCACACUGCUGUCUACUCAAGACCAGAGCUCUUCAACAUGGCUGACUCCAAUUCUGCAAGACAUGUUGAGGCACAUAUUUCAAUUUUGUAUCUUAGAAAGCAACCAAGAAAUUCUAGAUCUUAUUCACAAGGUAUGGCUGGAACUGUUAAACAAGGCAUCUGUACAGUAUGUGGUUGCAGCUGCUUGUCCAUGGAUGGGUGCCUGGCUCUGCUUAAUGAUGCAGCCAUCUCAUUUGCCCAUUGACUUAAACAUGCUGCUAGAAGUAAAAACCAAAUCAAAAGAAAAGGCAAGUGCUAAAGUGCGUCAAGGUCAAACCCAGAACAAGGAAGUGAUUCAGGAAUAUAUUGCUGGGGCAGACAGCAUUGCAGAAGAUCCAGCAACCAGGGAUUAUGUUGUCAUGCGAGCUCGGAUGAUGGCAGCAAAGUUGCUGGGAGCACUUUGCUGUUGCAUUUGUGACCCAGGUGUAAAUACUGUUACUCAAGAAAUAAAGCCAGCUGAAUCAUUAGCUCAACUGCUGCUCUUCCACUUGAAUUCUAAAUCUGCCUUGCAGAGGAUUAGUGUUGCAUUAGUAAUCUGUGAGUGGGCAGCCUUGCAAAAGGAGUGUAGAACUGUGGCCAUUUGUGUGCAGCCUCGUUUACUUGAGGUCCUUUCUGAGCACCUCUAUUAUGACGAAAUUGCUGUUCCUUUUACACGGAUGCAGAAUGAAUGUAAACAGCUCAUCUCCUUGUUAGCUGAUGCACACAUUGACAUUGGAAACAGAGUAAACUGCAGUGUAUUUACAAUAGAUCAAGCUAAUGAGCUGGUUACUUCUGUUUUCAGUGAAGUGACAUCAUCCUUUACAUUGAAUCCUAAAAUUCUUCAACAGUUGGACAGUAAACGACAACAAGUCCAAGUAACUGUUACAGAAACAAAUCAAGAAUGGCAAGUGUUGCAUCUGCGAGUUCAUACAUUUGCUGCAUGUGCAGUUGUGAACUUGCAGCAACUUCCAGAAAAACUAAAUCCUGUUAUAAAACCUUUAAUGGAAGCUAUCAAAAAAGAGGAGAAUACACUUGUACAAAACUACGUGGCGUCAUGUAUAGCAAAGUUACUUCAGCAGUGUACAACAAGGUCUCCUUGUCCCAACUCAAAGAUUAUAAAAAAUCUCUGCAACUCCCUCUGUGUGGAUCCACAUCUUACCCCACUAGCUGCCUGUCCUGCACAGCCUCAGAGCAGCCAUGAAAACUCAAAAGGGUCCAACUCUGAUAAAGAUGGGAUGCACCAUACAGUUACUAAGCAUAGGGGAAUAAUUACAUUGUACAGACAUCAGAAAGCAGCUUUUGCCAUCACAAGUCGGCGAGGCCCUACUCCAAAAGCCCCAAAAGCCCCAAUUGCAGAUCUCCCCACUGGCAGUAGUGGAAGCAUUCCUACAGAACUUGAUGAGGCUCAGAAACCUUAUGUUGUACAGAGAAGAGGAGCUGAAUUUGCCUUAUCUACUAUAGCUAAACACUUUGGUGCUGAAAUGGCAACGGGAUUGCCACAUCUCUGGGAUGCUAUGGUUGGUUCGUUGAGGAACAACAUUCACAUAAAUAAUUUUGAUCGGAAGUCCUUACUGGAAAAAGGAGAUGCUCCUGCCCAGGAGCUAGUAAAUUCUUUGCAGGUUUUUGAAACAACAGCAGCAUCAAUGGAUACUCAGCUACAUUCUCUGUUAAUACAGCACUUGCCUCAUCUUUAUAUGUGCCUUCAACAUCCAAGCACUGCAGUGAGACACAUGGCUGCUCGCUGUGUAGGCGUUAUGAGCAAAAUAGCUACCAUGGAAACAAUGAAUAUCUUUCUAGAGAAAGUUCUACCCUGGUUGGGAGCAAUAGAUGACAACACGAAACAAGAAGGUGCAAUUGAAGCACUUGCAUGUGUGAUGGAGCAGCUGGAUGUUGGUAUUGUUCCAUACAUUGUUCUUCUAGUGGUUCCAGUUCUGGGUAGAAUGAGUGAUCAGACAAACAGUGUACGUUUUAUGGCUACUCAGUGCUUUGCAACACUAAUUAGACUAAUGCCUCUUGAGGCUGGUAUACCAGAUCCACCAAACAUGUCUGAAGAAUUAAUCCAAAUGAAAGCUAAAGAGCGUCACUUCCUGGAACAAUUAUUGGAUGGUAAAAAGCUGGAAAACUAUAAAAUUCCAGUACCAAUCAAAGCAGAGCUCAGAAAAUAUCAGCAGGAUGGAGUGAAUUGGCUGGCAUUUCUCAAUAAAUACAAACUUCAUGGAAUUCUUUGUGAUGACAUGGGCUUAGGAAAAACUUUGCAAUCCAUUUGCAUUCUUGCAGGUGAUCAUUGCCUCAGGGCUCAGGAAUAUGCAAGAACAAAACUGGUGGACAGUGUUCCUCUUCCGUCCUUGGUGGUGUGCCCUCCUACACUCACAGGACACUGGGUGGAUGAAGUCGGCAAGUUUUGCUCAAAAGAAUAUCUUAAUCCUUUGCACUAUACAGGACCUCCUACUGAGAGAGCAAGGUUACAGCACCAGGUGAAAAGACACAAUCUCAUAGUGGCUUCAUAUGAUGUUGUAAGAAACGACAUUGACUUCUUCAGAAAUAUUAAGUUUAAUUACUGCAUUCUUGAUGAAGGCCAUGUAAUAAAAAAUGGGAAAACAAAGCUGUCAAAAGCAGUAAAACAGCUAACUGCCAAUUACAGGAUAAUUCUUUCUGGGACACCAAUCCAGAACAAUGUCUUGGAGUUGUGGUCGUUGUUUGACUUCCUUAUGCCAGGAUUUUUGGGUACUGAACGCCAGUUUGCAGCUCGUUAUGGCAAACCAAUACUGGCAAGUAGAGAUGCUCGAAGCUCCAGUCGAGAACAAGAGGCUGGUAAGGAUCAAACAUUANNNUUCCUGCUAAGGAGGAUGAAAGAGGAUGUACUGCAAGAUCUUCCACCCAAAAUUAUUCAAGAUUAUUACUGUGUUCUCAGUCCUCUACAGGUUCAACUUUAUGAAGACUUUGCCAAGUCUCGUGCCAAAUGUGAUAUUGAUGAAACAGUUUCUUCAAUUUCACUGAAUGAAGAAACUGAAAAACCAAAGCUUAAAGCUACAGGUCAUGUAUUUCAGGCAUUGCAAUACUUACGGAAGCUAUGCAAUCAUCCUGCAUUAGUGUUAACAACCCAACAUCCAGAAUAUAAAAGAAUUACAGAGCAACUUGCAUCUCAUAAUUCAUCUCUUCGAGACAUCCAACAUGCGCCUAAGCUGUCUGCUUUAAAACAACUGUUGCUAGAUUGUGGUUUGGGAAAUAGUGGAUCUUCAGAAAGUGGUACAGAAGCUGUUGUGGCCCAGCACAGAGUACUUAUCUUCUGUCAGCUGAAGAGCAUGCUGGAUAUAGUGGAACAUGACCUUCUCAGACCUCAGUUACCUUCAGUUUCUUAUUUACGACUAGAUGGCAGCAUACCUGCUGGUCAGAGGCAUUCCAUUGUUUCACGGUUUAACAAUGACCCAUCUAUAGACGUUCUCUUGCUCACCACUCAUGUUGGUGGAUUGGGACUUAACUUAACAGGGGCUGAUACAGUAGUAUUUGUGGAACAUGACUGGAACCCAAUGAGAGACCUGCAAGCCAUGGAUCGGGCACAUCGCAUUGGGCAGAAACGUGUUGUUAAUGUAUAUCGUCUGAUAACCAGGGGAACUCUGGAGGAGAAAAUUAUGGGUCUCCAGAAGUUCAAAAUGAAUAUUGCAAAUACAGUGAUCAGCCAAGAAAAUGCAAGCCUACAGAGCAUGGGGACAGAGCAGCUCCUUGAUUUGUUCACUCUUGAUAAGGAUGGAAAAACUGAAAAACCAGAUACCUCUACCUCUUCUGGGAAAGCAUCAAUGAAAUCAGUACUCGAAAACCUCGGAGAACUAUGGGAUCAAGAACAGUAUGACACUGAAUACAGUCUUGAAAACUUCAUGCAUUCAUUAAAAUAACCAUCAUAUAUUCGUAAUACAGCUGCUGCUAGUUCACUUAUUUUUCUGCUGAUAUUCAGCAAACUUCAAAGCAUAUAGAGUGAACCUUUAGCUUAAUAUGUAAAUAAACUUAUUGAAAGAAGAAUCUUCAAAGACUGGCACUGAAUAGUGUCACCAGUUUCACUGGGGAGUAAUUCUGUCUUAAACGUUUGCACUGUAUAAAAGAACUUUAAACGUAAACAUUGUGAGGUGGUUUGAAUUUUACUUGUUCUGAAUGGCUGCAAAUUCUUACUUGGUAGAAGAAUAAAACAAAGCAAGUUUUUACAUA
Merops nubicus (carmine bee-eater) is the source of this 4939-nucleotide messenger RNA. RefSeq names its product BTAF1 RNA polymerase II, B-TFIID transcription factor-associated, 170kDa (gene BTAF1). The transcript has 30 exons. Gene Ontology annotation, molecular function: ATP binding; ATP hydrolysis activity; TBP-class protein binding. The annotation marks the transcript as partial. Lineage: Eukaryota; Metazoa; Chordata; Aves; Coraciiformes; Meropidae. The record is from RefSeq and is a predicted model, not a curated record.